AUGAUUGAACAAAUAUUUUUAACAAUAUCUGUUGAUCCCAUCGAUCAGGAAAGUCUCUAUCUAAAAAUAUGGCGGGCAGUAUUAGAAAGUGUAAGGAAUAACAGUAAUCAAAAUUAUAAAAAAGCUAUGUUAGCAAGUACAAUAACGCCAUUUACAACAGAAAAUACUUCCGUCAAUGAUAUAAAGUGUAAUAUACAACUGGUGAAUACACUAAAACUACCAUUUACCACAGGCUCAGAAGCACCUCAAACCACCUGCAGAGUCCUCAGUGUUCAAAGCAGUGGUGAUAUUUUGUUAACAAUAAAUAAUUUAAUGUAUUUUUUCCGCUAUACAGCGUUAAUAAACAAAAGCCUUUACAUUAGACAGAAUUUAUUAAACUCAACAAACCAACGUUUCGGAAAUAUAGUGACACCUGUUAAACUGAAAAAUGUAAUAAGAUGCAGAGAGUGGAAUAAAGAUGAACUGAAAAAAAUGAAUGGGACAUAUUUAUCCUUGAUUUGUAACAUUCGUGUCACAGCAGACUUUCCAUCUGAUGAAAACAAAACAAGUGAAAAAAAUGAAAUCUUAUCCAAACUAAAAGAAAGGGACAGUGAUCUAGAUAAAAUAUUGAGAAAGAAGUAUGUAGAGCAUCGGAUAAAACCUUCUCAUAUUACUUCUCAACAAGGCCAACAAAUUGCUUUUAAUAAUUAUUAUGAAAAAAUACUGUCAAAACACAGUCUGAGUGUACCACCACAUUCAAAGGAGUUAGAUCCUGACGAUGAUGAGGAAAUCGUUUUACUAAAAGAACAACUAAUGAUCACUGAACAAACUCAUUUACAAAUUGAAUGUGAAGCAGCAGUAAAACACAAACCAACAAAUGUGAAGUGUAAACACUCCAAGCAGUCUAAAGUUGCUAGAAAAAGGCAAACAUCUCCUGACAUAAACCCAAAUAACUACAUAGAAAAACUUCCAGAUACUAUUAAGUUAACCAGCCCCAGAGCCGAUAGUGAUAUUUGUAUUUUGCCAAUACAAAGACCGAACGGGUUCUUCCCUAAGACUGUACUUCAUGAAAGUGGUCGUUCCAAAUACGGUUGGGCCCCCAAUUCCUUACUCCUCGGCAAGUACUGUUCAAAACUGAGUCAGUCAGAGACAUACGAUACUAAGAAGACAGCUAAAAUCAACUGGGAGGAAAUUGAAGCUCGAUUAGCUAAUUCAGGCUUCAUUAACAAAAUGGAAAAAGACACAUCGGAAGACACAAUGACUUCCGACUUCAGUACAGGUUGGAUAGUGGAAUCUGAUAAGGAACUAACUAUGACUAGUAAAGAAUUGAGUGAGGUUGAUGAUAUGGAAAAGAAUAUGAAAGAAAAAUUACUUGCAAGUAAGUUCUUGAACGAAAGUAGUUCAGAUCAGCACAUCAGCCUAUUGGAUUUACAAGAUCAGAUGAAUACCGAACUAAAACAAAUUCAACUUGCUGAUGCUGAGAAAAUACUGCUAUCUUCGGAUAAAUGGAAAGUAAUAACUAGAAAUGAACUUAAACAAGCAGAACACUCUAGGCAAAAGGAAAAGGACUUACUCUCGAAUUUAAUUGACAGACCUCCACUUCAUCGUCCACAAUACGAACGAGAAAACACUAUCUUUUUAACUGAAUUUAGAAAUUCUGUUUCUCCGGAUACAUUUUCUGCAUUCGUACUACCUGUCUUUUUGGAAAGGUUCAAGACUUCUAGAUGGUUACCUGCUUUAGGUUUGCUAAAUAAUCACAUACCAGAAGGAUGGAUGGAUUUCAAUGCAAGUUCGCAUCCUAUUUGUUUCAUUCAGUGGAUGCUAUGGACAAAUAUUUUACCCAGUAUAUGUUCCCAAAACGUUCCACCUUGUAUGGAAGAUGAAGAUCCAUAUCUAUGCCAGACUAUUUCAGAAUUAUGUUACGAUAUGGAACUGCUACAUACAGACUUUCAGUUACCUGAAGAAUGUAUUAAUGAAUUGCACCUGUGCCUAACAAAGUGUAUUGUUUAUAAUUUAGAAAAUAACGAUGAAUUUAGAGGAUGGAAAAUGCUGGAAGCAAUUAGUAAGACCUUAGUUGCUUUCGGUUUUCAUGAUAUUGACACUGUAGUUAUAUUACUAUUGUUAUAUGUGAAAGUACUGUUAACCACUGAAAAAGGUGACACUCAUUAUCCCCAAGAAUUCACUAACAAUAAUUUGCUAUUAUAUAUACAUACUUCCCUUCAGUCGUCUGGAUUCAAAAGCAAAUAUUAUAAUUAUCUUGAAGAGGAACUGAGUCUACUGAAUAAACUGGGUAAAUGUACAAAACCCAUCAUGUCGGGGAAAAUUCUCCACAUAAGUGACUGCAUUCACCUAGUCAGCAAUACUGAUACUUUGGGUUAUUGGAUUAAAGUCUUCAAAAUAUUAUAUUUUUGGCUCGAAAACUGGUAUGAAAUAAGUGAUGGAAAUUUACUAAAGGAUAAGUCCCCUAGAUAUGCAAAGCAGACAAAAAGUAUAUUACUUGCAGCAGUGCAACCUAGAACGGUUAAAAAAGGUGUGCACUGGACCAAAAGCGAUAGUGACAACAAUGAGAAUCCCAUUUUGAAAGACGGUAUAAAGGCUUUAAACGCGUUUAUUGACUGGUGUCAUCAGCAAAAAUUAUCUGAACUACGUGAACAGGCCAAAGAACAAGCAAUAAAAAGUACUACAAUGAAACCAGAAACUGAUAGUGUUUCAAAGCAACGAAUUCAAAUACUGCAAGAUGGUGAAGAAUCUGGAAAGCACAAAAUGGUUAUGCUUUUACCUCCAUUAAGUGAAAUAGAUCGUUGUGUUGUACGCCUGGGUGAAUCACAUGUAGUCGAAAGACGUAAAUAUCGCAGGAUGAAGAAUAUUCUACAACCAUGGAUAAAAACUGCAGAACAAAGUAGUUAUCAAGAUAUUAUGUCAGUAAGUCAGAGUCUACGCGACCCAACGCAACCAUCCUACGCGCAACCAUGGAGAUCAUAUAAAAAUGCAUUAACAGGUCAUUUCCCGCCAAAAAUACACAUAAAACCAACAGAAUGUAAUUUACUACCGUUUAAUAAAUAUCAAUCCUUUAAAGAAAAGUUGGAACACAAACUCAAGGAGAUUGAAACUCUCAGAGUAAAAUUAACUAAUAUGAAAAAGCGAAACCGCUUCAAGAAAAGUAUACCUUACACUGUCUGCAAUAUGGACAAUGAAGAUUUACAAAAUUACCAAAGAUUUUUGACCGCAUCGAUUCAUGACGAAGAGAAAGAAUUAAAUACAGUAGUCCAAUUGUUUAUUCCAAUAUUAUCACGUCUUCUACCAAUACCUAUGAAACAAUUCAGUCUACCAGUUAUUCAUUUAUCACAUACAAACUUCAAAUCACUGGUGAGCAAAGCACAGUAUCUAACAAAUUAUGAGGAAGAAAACCAAGGCGACCGACAUCAUGAUUUCGAUACAAAUUCAGCAUACCUGUCAGGUGGCUUAUCCGCUGGACUUAUGUCUGCAACAUGA
Molecule: messenger RNA, 3471 nt
Organism: Trichobilharzia regenti
Lineage: Eukaryota; Metazoa; Platyhelminthes; Trematoda; Strigeidida; Schistosomatidae
Source: the annotation of a GenBank genome assembly